AUGGAUAUUCCUGAACAUACGUCAUCGAGGAGAGAAGGGUCAGCCGCCCCGCAUAAUUCAUCAACUGCAGAAGCAUCUGAUACACCUGUUGCAUCAUCUCGGGGUAGCCAGCCAAUACAUAGGCAGGUUGAACAAGAAGUACAGGGGCUAGAAAUGAGACCAAGGGGUAAAAAUUUUAAAGAACUACGAAAGAUGGGAGCCGUUGACUUUGUUGGGACUACUGAUCCUGCCGAGGCUGAGAUAUGGUUGAAGAGGACAGAGCUGUCUCUUCUUCAGGGCGAUGCUUACUAUUGGUGGGAGACUGUCCCACGAGCUAUGAUACAUCCUCCAGUACUCAGUUGGGAUGACUUCUUGAGAGAGUUCAGUGAUAAGUAUAUGCCACCAGUGUAUCGUGAUGAGAAGCAAAGAGAGUUUUUGUCCCUUAAACAAGGAUCUAUAUCAGUUGCAGAUUAUGAAGUGAAGUUUACUCAGCUUUCUCGUUAUGCAUCGCAGCUAUACGAGCAGAAAGACUAG
This is a messenger RNA of Salvia splendens (bonfire salvia), 513 nucleotides long. RefSeq lists its product as uncharacterized. NCBI's taxonomy places the organism in Eukaryota, Viridiplantae, Streptophyta, Magnoliopsida, Lamiales, Lamiaceae. The coding region runs from base 1 to 513 and encodes 170 amino acids. The transcript is spliced from 3 exons. The record is from RefSeq and is a predicted model, not a curated record.